CAUCUUCCCCUGUGAGCAGUCCUAACAAACAGAGGCUCCGCGCCUUUAGCUGUUGUUACCUUAUCAUCUUUCUCACCUUUCCAUAAUGGCACUAACCCACACCCUUCAUCCCAAAUCCACUAUUUCUGUAGUCCUCAAACCCUUUCAGUACGGCCCUUCUUCAAGUUCUUUGCCUCUAUACUCAAGAAAGUUUCAGAAUGGUGAAAUUUUCUUGGGCACCACUUUUUCAAGAAUUCAGACUUAUCACAAUCCACUACCAGCUUUGACCAGAAGACUAUUCUUGCCCUCAGUUUCUGGGCUCUGGGAUGCAUUAACAAGUGGUAACUCAGCUCGCGAUGCUGUAAUGGCAAUUCGAAAGGGAAUGCAACUUUUCAGACAGGGCGAUGUGUUAGGGUCUUUGGUGGAGUUUGACAAGGCAAUUGAACUUGAUCCUCGCCAGAAAGCAUAUCUUUGGCAAAGAGGGUUGUCUCUAUAUUAUCUUGAUAGGUAUGAGGAGGGUGCGGAACAAUUCCGUUUAGAUGUUGCCCAGAACCCAAAUGACACAGAGGAGUCAAUAUGGUGCUUCCUCUGUGAAGCUCAACUGUAUGGAGUUGGUGAAGCGAGAAAAAGAUAUCUUGAGGUAGGUAGAGAUUCACGACCAGUCAUGCGAGAAGCUUAUAACAUGUUUAAAGAUGGUGGUGACCCGGAAAAGCUUGUUGCUGCAUUUUCAAGUGGACAGCCAAAUGAAUAUUUCUAUGCUUCUCUGUACGCUGGGUUGUACUACGAAUCCCAGAAAGAGCCAGAUGCAGCUAAAGUUCAUUUAAUUGCUGCUUGUCAAUCGGCUUAUGGAUCAAGGUCUGAUGAUUAUAUGGCUGCUCUUGCCAAGGUUCAUUGCAAAUGUAGAAACUGGAACCUCAACUAAGAGAACACUCAAGUGCAGUAUGUUUGUUUGCACUGUUAAAGAACAGAUGGAAAGAAGAGAAAGGACUCCGGAACAAAAAAGCGAAGAACACAUAUGGCUACUCCUGUCCUUCAUGCACACUGGUGAAGAAAGAAAAGAAAAAAUUGGAGUGAAAUUUUGUUUUACAAGAAAGAAAUAGUAGAAGAGAAAGGGAAGUAUAGCAACCAUCUUUACAUGACUGGACACAGCCACACAGGUAUAACUGAUGUAAAAUUAAAACUCCUGAUAAUAAGAGGAAGUAUAUGAAAUUAUGAGCUGUUAUGUAAAGUUUUUAUUUGAUUUGUUCCUGUUCAAAUUUUGAGUUAAAAAUGCAUUACUUAUCUA
Messenger RNA from Nicotiana attenuata, 1264 nucleotides. RefSeq lists its product as uncharacterized. NCBI's taxonomy places the organism in Eukaryota, Viridiplantae, Streptophyta, Magnoliopsida, Solanales, Solanaceae. The record is from RefSeq and is a predicted model, not a curated record. The coding region runs from base 86 to 901 and encodes 271 amino acids. The transcript has 9 exons. Gene Ontology annotation, molecular function: protein binding. Gene Ontology annotation, cellular component: chloroplast.